Molecule: messenger RNA, 1007 nt
Organism: Linum trigynum
Lineage: Eukaryota; Viridiplantae; Streptophyta; Magnoliopsida; Malpighiales; Linaceae
Source: the annotation of a GenBank genome assembly
GAGAAAGCAUUAAUGUGAUGCCUUACAAGCCUUUUAGAAAGUUGCAUUUGGGUGAAUUGAAGCCCACUAGACUUAGUGUCACAUUGGCCGAUCGUUCUUUCAUUAGUCCUAGGGAUAUUGUGGAGGACGUCAUAGUGAGAGUUGGCAAUUUCUAUCGUCCGACAUAUUUUGUUAUCCUUGAUAUUUGUGAAGAUGCGGCUAACGCCACUCAUACUAGGACGCCCCUUCCUUGCCACCACCAAGGCUUUAAUCGAUGUUAAUGAGGGAAAUCUUGUUUUGAGAGAUGGAGAGGAGCAACUCACUCUUUCAAUUGAUCCUAAGGUUAAGAAUGAUGUUGCGAAAGAAAUGGACUCGAGUGGUAUGAAUGGAAGUGGAGGUGAGCCUCUCAAGGCAAACCCCACUAGUGUGUGUGUUCCAUUUGAUGAUGAGGUGCAGGAAACCAAGGCAGGUACUAAGUCCAGAGGAAAGAAGAACAGAGCGUGGAGGGAUAGGCUUAACCGAGCCCUCUCCCAACCAAAAGAUAAGGAUAAGGCGAAAGUGUCGGGCCAAAGGGGCACCCUAUAGAGCUAAAUGUAGGAGGUGAAAAGCCUCACUCCAAGACCGUGGCAGAUGAACUCUCGGUGGUUUCAUGCCCUCAAGCAUGAUAGAUCCGCAACAUCAAGCUAGUGACGUUAAACUAGUGCUUGUUGGGAGGCAACCCAAUGACGGUUUGUUUUCUUUUCCUUAUUUUUCUCUUUUUGUGUGUGUGUGUGUGUGAAGAGUUCAAGUGUUAGAUUUGGGUACCACCGUGCCAAGUCUCUGUUGUUUUGUGUUUUGGGAUGUGUGUGAACGAAUUAGGGGCACAGUUGAGUAGAUCGAGUGAAAGAUUUUUGGGAGUGCCCUGUUUUUCACUCAGUUCACGGUUUGUGCGUUCAGUUCACGGUCUUAGUGACCGUGACCAACCUUGACUCGCUAAAACACAACUCCAAACAAAGGCCAAGUGUAACCAAUGAAAGGGACUGCAGUAU